AUGGUAAUGUACGAAAAUGUCUAUGGCUUCAGUCAAAGUUGUGAUUUUCGUAGCGCAACUCUCUUUGCAAAUGAAGCACCUGACCCGGCCCUCCAUUACCUUGGUGUCGAUUUCGCACUCAACGCUUUGUCCGUGGCUGCAGAAGGGGCAGAAAAUCCUGUUACUGCCAAGCAGAAACAAGAAGCAGACAAGUUAGAGAGGUAUCGAAAACAGAUAGGGGUUCCACCUCCUGUUCCUGCCACUGAGGAGGAGAAUGAUCACAAAGGGCCUUCCAAAAGACCCAUGUAUCAUCACAAGAAGAAGAAGUGUAUGAGGACAAAUCGGAAAAUUCAAGUUGGGAAUGUAGCGGAGGAAAAAUCACUUCAAGUUGUGCAUGAGUACUCUGUGGAAGAGAUUAGAAUCGUAGAAGAUGACAAAGGCAAUGAAUGGGAUCCCUAUAGUUGGGAGGAUCAGGCACCAAUCUCUAGCGGCACAGAGAAGCUAAGAGAAACUGAGGUUGAGGUUGAGGUUGAAGUUGACACGAAGAAAGAUGCUGAUGUGGAAGGACCGAGUUCAGUUUCUGCUGUUGAAGAGAGUGAAGAAGAGAACUUUCUGCGUUCGCCGAUUUGCUGCGUUAUGGGGCAUGUUGAUGCUGGUAAAACCAAGUUGCUGGAUUGCAUCCGCGGCACGAAUGUUCAGAAAGGUGAGGCUGGUGGUAUUACUCAGCAGAUUGGUGCAACUUAUCUUCCUGCUGAGAACAUACAAGAGAGAAUCAAGGAGCUGAAAGCUGCUGAUGAUAAGCACAUGAAGGUACCGGGUCUGUUGCUUAUUGAUACCCCAGGGCAUGAGCCAUUCACUAAGUUACGGUCACGGGGUUCUGGUUUGUGUGACAUUGCUGUUUUGGUUGUUGACAUUAUGGAUGGCUUAAAGCCUCAGACUAUAGAGUCACUCAAUCUUUUGAAGUCAAGGAAUACAGAAUUCAUUGUUGCAUUGAAUAAGGUGGACAGACUCAACGGGUGGAAGCCUUGUCCAAAUGCACCAAUUAUCAAGCCAAUGAAGCAGCAAUCUCAGGAUGUGAAAAAUGAGUUCAAUAUGAGAGUCGUGCAGAUUGUCACUCAGUUCAAGGAGCAGGGGAUUAAUACUAAAUUGAACGUCGAUGAGAACAAACGGAUGAGGGAAACAUACAGCAUUGUACCUAUUAGUGCCAAGAGUGGUGAAGGCAUCCCAGAUUUGUUGUCGCUGAUGGUUUAUUGGACCCAGAAAUCUAUGACAGAGAAACUGACUUACAGCAAUGAAGUGCAGUGUACAGUGUUGGAGGUCAAGUAUGUUGAAGGCCUUGGGACAACAAUUGAUGUUAUAUUGGUUAAUGGGGUGCUUCGCCGUGGAGAUCAAAUAGUUGUUUGUGGUAACCAUGGUACUCCUAUUGUUACUAGGAUUCAAUCUUUGUUGACCCCAGAGCCGAACACGGUACAAACCGGCCAAACUGGUCGAAACCGACUGGUAAAUAUGGUUUGGUUAAGAUUUUUUAGCGUUAAAAUAUGA
Molecule: messenger RNA, 1521 nt
Organism: Rosa rugosa (rugosa rose)
Lineage: Eukaryota; Viridiplantae; Streptophyta; Magnoliopsida; Rosales; Rosaceae
Product: eukaryotic translation initiation factor 5B-like
Exons: 3
Coding region: 1-1521 (506 amino acids)
Molecular function (GO): GTPase activity; GTP binding; translation initiation factor activity
Source: RefSeq, a predicted model, not a curated record